This is a messenger RNA of Ectocarpus sp. CCAP 1310/34, 564 nucleotides long. Lineage: Eukaryota; Phaeophyceae; Ectocarpales; Ectocarpaceae. The record is from the annotation of a GenBank genome assembly.
AUGACAAACUCAAAACCCCUUGUGUCUCACUCAGACGGCCGAUGUCUGGAAGCCGUUAUCGUAGCCCUCGACCUUGCUUGCGACGGAGAGAAGUGCACGCCCGUGCACCUGUGGAAGAAUGCCGCCCCGGGGCCUCGAGGUCGCCUCGCCGGGAAGAAGAAGCCGCCCGCGGCGCGCACACGGACACGCGUGCCACCGUUCGGACCGCGUCGCGUGAUGUGGAAACUACCGACUUUGGAGCUGAGGCUCUCCCGGAAGGAGCUCUGGGGGAACGUGCAGUGCUUGCUGUUCACCGGAUACCACAAAGACGAGGUACACGACAGCUUCUCGUGGCCGACCGGCCUCAAGUGGCUUGAUCUGGCUACAGAUCUUGGGCCGCACUUUAACCAACCCGUCCAGAACGUCGUGUGGCCAGAGUCUUUGCAAGAAAUUUGUUUUGGUGUCAGAUUCUGUUGUAACUUGGACGCAGUACGAUGGCCCGCCUCUAUGCGGCGGGUAUACCUCACCUGUCACCACCAGAAGCUAGUCUGGCCCGGCGUGCAGGUCAUCGAUAGGAAAAUGUGA